CCGGCCUCCCGCCUCUCACAUUUACAGAGAUCGAAAGGAAGGUCUAUCGGGUUCUAAUGAGUGUUUCUCUAGGUUCUUGAUACAGAAGAAGUGUCAAACUAGCACUGCAGGGUCAUAAAACUCCCCGUGGAAAGGCGCAAAACUCCUACGAAAGCCUUGUCAGAUGUAUAAACUUGAGCUUCGAGUGUCCGUCCCAAUGGCGGCGUAAACAAAGAGCAAACUCAUCUAGUGUGUCCGUGAAAAACAGCUGUGAUGGAAAAUGCCAGGCAGUGAUAGCAACGACACUAUACCAAAAGAAAGAUGGAGUGCCAGAGAUGGGUUUAAACAAGUGGACAGCACCUAAUGAAGACAUGAACCUGCUGGACAUGUAUGGAAGCCGUCGGAAAUACGAAGUGACACGCUACAGACUCCCAAGCCUAUCACUAAAGAGAUAACCAUUCAUAGAUAAGUCAGUGGUCAGGGGCGAGAAGCUCCAGCCCCACAAAGAAGUAAAGAAAAACAGGAUAACAACGGCAAAGAAAAAGAGGUGAACAAGCACAGACCACAACAAGAAGGCAUGAAACCUAGUCAUCACUGCAAAUUAAGUGUCAAGCUUGGAUGAGAAGUCUGAACUUCCAAGAGGGUGAAAGAUAACGAAAGAAACAGUAAACUGGAUCCAUAGCUGUUUAUGGCGAGAGCUCUUCCUGCAUAUUCCCCCCAUCACCUUGGUACACGCAGGGGACUCCCAACAACCUACGUGGCAGCCGUUUUCUAUCAUCCUCAACGACGCCCCGCCCUUCGAGGUGAUCGGCAGCGCUAAGGAAGUGGUGGACAUCAUGGCGGAGAAGCUUGGGUUUUGCUACACACUGGUCAGAGCUUCGGAUACGGACUGGGGCAUCGAACUCCCUGACGGAUCAUGGACCGGAUCCCUGGGCAUGCUGAACAGAGGGGAGGUGGACAUGUCAGCGUCCCUCUACACGGUGUCCCAGGCGAGGAGUCAAGCCGUGGCCUUCAGUUACCCGUUCACCGUCGACCAGUUCACCUUCGGCUACACGCGGCCCGUCCUGAGGAGCGACGAGACGGGGUUCCUCAAGCCGUUCUCCCUCCCGGUGUGGGCCCUUCAGGUGGCAACACUGGUGGUGGUGUUUGCGGCUACUUGCUUGAUUCAUCUCGGACACUCGAAGAUAAACACGUCGAGAAGAGGCGGCGGCGAGGGUGAUGACGGUCUGACUCCCCGGCGGCGCGAUCACUGGGCGGGGGCGGCGACCAGCGCGGAGAGGAGUGCCUGCUGGGUGUACUCCGCCUUCCUGGGACAGUCCGUGCCGUGGGUGCCUAGCGGGUCUGGGGUCCGCGUGGUGGCCGGGCUGUGGCUCCUCGCCGCCUACAUCGUCACCGCCGUGUACCGCUCCAACCUGGUGGCCACGCUGGUGCUGCCCAAGCUCCAACUGCCCUUCAACAGCCUCGAGGAGCUGGGCGCCUCCUCCAUCACGGCCUGGGUGCCCAAGGGGAGCCGUGUACAGCAGGCGAUAGAGACCUCGCCGCCUGAGAGUCCAAUGGGCGGACUGCGCAGCAACAUGUUCGUGGGGCCGAGCAUCCCCGAGGGCGUGGCGGGGCUUUACAACGGCACCUGGGCCUACACCACCACCACCAGGACGUUACACUACUUCAUGGACCUUCACUUUGCACAGGUUGGGUCAUGCAAGCUCUACACUGCUUCAAAUGGCUUCUUCGGCGCUUCGAGUCUCAGCUACGCCUUCCCUCUCGGCUCCCCGCUCAAGGCCAAGGUGGACAGCGUCAUCCUCCGCCUCCACGACUCCGGGAUCAUCGAGUAUUUGCUUCAAGGACAAGUGAGGAAUUCCAGUGAGUGUUUGAAGCCUGUUGGGUCGAGGCUGGACAGUGUCGAGAGGCCGCUGGGCGUGAGUGACUACAUCGGCGUCUUCAGUGUCUUCGGUGCUGGCAUUCUCCUCAGCGCGGUGGCUUUGGCGUGUGAAGUGGCAGUGUUCUUUUGGGGUUCGAAGUCACGACCACCAGUCAGCCAACGAGCCAACUCCUCGACCCCUGCUGAGUGACUGGCUGACCUGCUUGCAUCUUUGGCUGCUGACUGACUGACUGAUGACUGCCUGGCUGACUGACUUACUGAUUGGCUGACUGACUUGCUGAUCGAGGGACUGGCUGAGUGACUGAGUAAUUGACUGACUGACUAACCAACCAUCGUUUCCCUCUUGGCUGACUGACUGAUAAGUUGGUUGACUGAUUGACUGUCAGACUGACUAACUGACUGAUAGACAAACUGAUUGGCUGACUUACUAUUAUAGCUUAUUGAAAGGCUGGUUAACUGACUGACUAACUUAACUUUGCUGUAUAAGUUUCUAUUGUUAGUGACUUCAGUAGGUGAUAAUGAAGAAUAUUCUUUAAGCUUUUUUCAAGUUCCACAGAAUAUUUACUCAAGUUAAGUGUCAUGCACAUGUUGAAUCACAGAACUUGAUGUCAGACUUGCACAACUUUCUGUAUGAUUUUCACCCAUAGAAAAGUAUUACAAAAA
Messenger RNA from Eriocheir sinensis (Chinese mitten crab), 2521 nucleotides. RefSeq names its product glutamate receptor ionotropic, kainate glr-3-like. NCBI's taxonomy places the organism in Eukaryota, Metazoa, Arthropoda, Malacostraca, Decapoda, Varunidae. The record is from RefSeq and is a predicted model, not a curated record. Gene Ontology annotation, cellular component: membrane. Bases 816 to 2048 code for a protein of 410 amino acids. Gene Ontology annotation, molecular function: glutamate-gated receptor activity. The transcript has 14 exons.